This is a messenger RNA of Alternaria metachromatica, 744 nucleotides long. RefSeq lists its product as uncharacterized. The transcript is spliced from 2 exons. The record is from RefSeq and is a predicted model, not a curated record. The coding region runs from base 1 to 744 and encodes 247 amino acids. NCBI's taxonomy places the organism in Eukaryota, Fungi, Ascomycota, Dothideomycetes, Pleosporales, Pleosporaceae.
AUGCCCAACUACGCGCGACAGAGUUCCUUGGACCUGGACGAGAUCUUCGGCCACUAUAUCAAGAACGACAGCAACGCCGCCAUGAUGAGAAAUAUUCGUACCAAAGAGAGAAUGGGCAGCGCUCAUCACUGCGAAGACAAGGAGUGUGGCGGCGGGCCAUCAAUGAGAUGUGUCAGCGCGCUGCACUUUUGCUGGUGCCUUGCUCCCGUCAUCGACAAAGACAAGAAGUCAGAUACAUACGACGAGGUCGUGAUUUGUGGGCAGCGCUUUCAGUGCAUCUCCCCCAAAGGAUGCGCCGUGCAUCCAUACCUAGCGGGCUACAACCUCUACGUCAAGAACGCGCGGAACAACUACCCAAACGUCGAGGUCGAGUGGAAGGCCAUCUUCGAGUCAUUCAAGGCUGAGCACGAUGCAGCCGUGGCAAACAAGACGGAGCAACAGGAGUUGUUGAAGAAGAAGGGAGAGAUGACCGAACCUCAAAAGAACCGCUACCGGAAGCUGCAAGACCAAGCCGCGUUCCGGAAAAGCCUCGAGAAGGAGCUUGAUGUCGACCAAGAGGAUACUGCCCAGGAAGUACCAUGCCUACCCACCACGACUCCCGCCCGACCCCGUCGAAAAGAUACCAAGAAAGCCAAGAGACAGAGAGCACGUAGAGACCGUGAUGAUGCAAAGGCCUCCGAGGAGAAGGCCGAGGAAGACGAUGUGUCAGGUCAGACAAGGGGUCUAGAGGUGAGACCGGCGUGA